Ilex paraguariensis (yerba mate) is the source of this 399-nucleotide messenger RNA. NCBI's taxonomy places the organism in Eukaryota, Viridiplantae, Streptophyta, Magnoliopsida, Aquifoliales, Aquifoliaceae. The record is from the annotation of a GenBank genome assembly.
AUGAGUAAACCAGUUUUGAGUGUUGCUACACAGUUUAUGGUCAUGGCAAUUUUCAUAUCAGUGAUAUUUUUAUUUGUGGGCAUUGGAGUUUUGGUUGUGAUUCAUGCUUGUAUUGCUGGGAGGGCGUUUAGGAGAGGAUUUGGUGGCAGUGAUAUGGUGGAGAGGGGUGGUUUUGGGAACACAAGCAUGUCUCAAGACGAUCUAGAGAAGCUUCCUUGCUUUGAUUUCAUAGUGAAAUCAAAGGGAAGUAGUCCUGUGGAUUGUGCAGUGUGUUUGGAGAACUUCAAAUCGGGUGAUAAGUGUAGGCUAUUGCCUCUAUGCAGACAUAGUUUUCAUGCCAAGUGUGUGGAUUCUUGGCUUCUGAAGACACAUUUGUCCAAUUUGCAGAGGAAGUGCUGA